CCAUCACCCACCAACCAACAAUGAGCAAGAAGUUGCUGAAGGCGGCCAAGGCGGCGAUUCAGGCGCAGGAGUACGACAGGGCACUGGACGCAGCCAACCAAAUCCUGGACGAUGAGCCGGACCAUUUUCACGCACUGCUCUUCGCUGCUAUUGCACACGCCAAGCUUGGCGACUUCACCAGCGCCCAACAGCGAUACAAGGAUGCACUGGCGGCAGAUUCUACCCAGGCCGUCGUCCACCAGGGCCUGGCUGAGUUGUAUGAGGCGCGGCUGCGCGACGAUGAAGAUGCCGAAGACGAGAUGCUGUCGCUGCUCAAGGACACCUACAACACGCUGCUGACCAUGCAGGGAAACAACGCCACCGUCAAGGGCGAGCUUGUUCUGAGCCGCCUCUCCCGCGUGGAGGACAAGCUGGAGCACUUCCAGGAGGCCGCGAAUUUGGUGCGAAGGGCCGCCGAUAUUGCUAGCGAGCCUGCAGAGAAGCUGGACCUGUGGACACGUGCGUUGGAGCUGACGAUGAAGCGAGAGGCUGGGCUUGACCGUGCCAAGAAGCUCAGCUAUCCAGACCCCGUCGCCAGGCGGCGGGCCAUCAUGGACGACAUUGAGAACGAUCCGCAGUCCGCCACGGCGCCUGUCAUCUCUGCCAUGCUGCCACUUGUCGAGCAGGGCCACCCCGAAAAGGCGACGGUGCGGCUGUUGGUGAGGCGGAUCCAGGCGCUGUGGAGCGUUGGCCGUAUGGAUACGGCCGCGGCGGUGCGCGCGUUUCGACUCGGUGUCAGCGCCAUCCAACCUGCCAGCACUGACGAUGAUGUUAGAGACGAUGGAGGUGUUGAUGAUACUGCGACGAAGAAAGCUGCUGUGGAGACGGCACUGGCGCUGUACUCCAACCUGGCUUGCGAUGAUGAGGGUGCACAACUCAUUCAAGACUGCAAGGAGGUGGGUGUGAUUGCUUCCCUCGCCGACUCCAUCGAGGACUCGGACGUGGCCGUCGCUCUCAAAGUGGAGCGAGCGCUCAACACUUCAUCGCCGACGAGCGUCAAUUGGGACGAACUGCAGGCGGAGGUCGAGAAAACCGUGGACACACACGCAGACACGCGGGACCUCAUUCUCCUCCGAAAGCACCUCGCCCUGCUGCUGUACAGCCGGGAUGACUUUGCGGGCUGCGAUCGCACGUGCCAAGCGGCUCUCGAACGCAUCAACGCGCUCAACGCAGAGGCGGCAGGACGAAAGCUCCGGCGCAUGUGGGAAUGGUUUACGGUGAUGCACGCCGUGACGAUGACCCACCUCGACACGCUGCACUUGAAGCAGCACCAAACCACGCUCGCUACACACGCGGAAAACGCCUUUGCACAAGCCGGCCUGGCGCGGAUCGCUGCCCGGUGGAACAAGCGCGAUCUUGCCAUGAUGCACGCGGAGACUUCGGUUUCGCUCGACAACAUGUGCGGUACUGCCCAUGCGGCCCUUGCGGUGGCGCGGGGUAUGGCGGGCGAUGUGGAUGGCGCAGUGGCGGCGGCCAAAGCAGCCGUGGACGUCCAGCCGACGUGCGCUGACCACCACUACCAACACGGCAGAUUCCUCACGCUGCAGCACCAGCAGCGCUUACGACAACAACAGCAGCAACAGCAGCAGGACGGGAGAGACAGUGCCGGCGGCAGCAGCGUGGCCGGCACCACCACCACCACCACCACCACCACCACAUCCGAGGUGGAGAUUGACGCUGCCCUUCCCAUCCCACGGACAGCAUUGCGUCCAUGGCUCCUGUGUCUUCGCGUCAGCCGCGGCCACAGCAACGCCCUGUACUACAUUGGCUGCUACUACGCCGCCACCAACAUGGACAAGGCUGUGCGCUGCUAUGCAAAGGCACUUGAGGCUGAACCCCUGCAUCCGAAGGCCGCCCAUGCCCUUUGGCUCGCACACAUGCGCGCGGGGCGAACGGAGAACGCGGAUGCACUGGUGACGACACUGGCGGCGCACGCGGGCUCUGAUCGGCUGUCGUGGGUGUGGAUGCGCAAGGCGUUGCUUGAGCUCGGCAGCGGGGACGUGGGCACAGCCGUUGUCUCGCUGCAGACGGCCCUGCGUGCAGACACGGGCAGCGCGCUGCUGUGGCAGCUGCUUGGAGAGGCGUACCACCGGCGCGGUAGCUUCCUCGCCGCGCACAAGGCGUUUGACCAGUGCCUCGAGCGAGACCCAGCGUGCCUGCAUGCAAUGUACAUGAAAGGACUGGCGCUGCUGCGGCUUGGGGACGAGGAAGAGGCCAUGCACACGUUCCAGUCUGUUCUCGACAUUGACAACACGCACGCGCCCGCCAUUGAAGGGCUUGCCUCGGCGCUGUACUCCAAUGCGCGCACGUUCUAUCGGAACAGACGUCCCGAACUCUGCCUUGACGCAAUCAACCACGCCCUCGCCGUCCUCCAGCCAGCCCUGCACUCCUCCAACCCAUACGUGUGCCUGUGGAAGCUGUGCGGUGACGCGUAUGAGCUGGCCACGCAGCUGCCGCCCACGACCAUGGCCCGCGUGCAACCCAUCAUGUUCGCCUCCACAGCGGCUGCAUCGAAUGCUGCUGGCGAAGAUGCUGGAGCUCAAGACACCUGCUUUGCGGUGCUCAACGCAUGUGCUGCUGCUGCGUUCGCGCGUGUUGUGCGGUCGCAUGCGACGGCCGGCGCCUAUUGCGACCUCGCCGUUAACCGCUGGCGGCUGUACAGCAGCAAGCACGCGAAACGCGCCGGACCACGGGAAGACACCCUCUUGCAUCAGGUUCAGCGCUUGUGCAUGCAGGCACUGACCUUGGAUCGCGACUACACCGACGCGUGGAACAUGCUCGGCAUCGCCGCAUUUGCACUCCAGGACGUGCGCCUUGCGUACAACAGCUUUGCGAACGCGGCCACGUCCUCCCCCAGCAGCGCAUCCACGUGGGUGCACAUUGGGGCGCUGUUUAAAUCGCGCGGCAGAACACGCGAGGCGCACCGUGCGUUCACACAGGCGCAGAUGCUGGACCCAGGCAAGUCGCGGGCGUGGAUUGGGCAGGCGCUGGUGGCCGCGGAGGUGCAGCACGAAGAGACGCUUGAUCUCUUCCGCCACGCGCUUGAGCUAUAUCCACACGGCAGUGCCGCCCGCGCGUUUGCAUUCUACACGCUGGAGUCACUUCGCCCCAAGCGGCACUCCGCCACACCCAAUAGCGGGAGUGGUGCCGGCAGCAGCGGUCGUCGCGGACAUGUGCCGACACCAACGGGCGACGUGCCGCGUGGAUGCGAGGAGCAGUACCUGCUGCAGGCGAGCACAGCGCUGAUAGCGCUCACAUCAACAGCAGGCGGCAGCGCAGACGUGUGUGUGCACAACAUGUGCGGCGUCCUGUACGAGCGCCUGCGUCUGUACAAACGCGCGGAACAGCUCUACCGACAAGCGCUUGACCUCGCCCAGCAGCAACAGGCGCACGCUGCUUCCGACAGUGCUGAUGACAGCGACAACAACGGCAACAGCAACAAUGUCAACAACGGCGUGCAUCUUGCUGUCAUCAAGCACAACCUUGCGCGGUGCCUGGCGCUGCAGGGCAGUGCGGAGUGUCUGCCGCUGUUUGCACAAGAAGUGGAAGCUGGCACAGCAGACACGUCCACGCUCUGUCUUUACGCAAAGGCGCUCCUGGAACAGGGCGACAUCGCUGCAGCAUUUCAGGUGUACAAGCAUGCACAUGAUGCAUCACCGGGCAGCGAGGACCGGGCGGAGAUUGCUGCGAGUAUGGCUGUUGUUGCUUUUGCCAACGACGAGGUGGACCUUGCCAAGCAGCUGUUGGCUGAGGCGACACGUGAUCCGGCGGCCUGCCCGCCAGCCGUCUUCAUCACCGCCGCUCUCGGUCUCUUUGCCGGCGAUCUGCAGCUCGCAGAGCACGCGCUUGCGUAUGGGCCGCAGCUGUGGACGGAUGGCACAAAUUCCAGCAAGCCGUUUGUGUCGGAGUACUUGCGUUUGUCGGCGUUUGCAUAUGCAAUGGCGGGGGCGCCUAAAGUUGCUCAGUCCUUCCUCAUGCAGCUGAUCCAUGUCUUCCCCGAGGACGCAAGCACGUGGACUCUGCUUGCACAGGUGUUGUGCGGCGGCAAUCCAGCGCCAGCAGCCACAUCAGCAGCGGUCGUUGCGCUCAAGGCCUCUGCUGCUGCGUCUGCAACCCACUCUGCACGCGAGAUGGAGGCUGCUGCCCUCCUCGCCCGCGGCGCACACGACGCACGCGCCCGGCUCGAAUACCCUGCCCCCACUCCCCGCAGCACGGCGCCACAGAGCAGCGAGGGCGCACAGAAUGCCGUCGAGACGGAGGUGUGGCCUCGAAUGCUGAUGCUCUGA
Salpingoeca rosetta is the source of this 4325-nucleotide messenger RNA. Its product is annotated as T-cell receptor beta chain ANA 11. The coding region runs from base 21 to 4325 and encodes 1434 amino acids. Gene Ontology annotation, molecular function: protein binding. The record is from RefSeq and is a predicted model, not a curated record. The transcript has 18 exons. Lineage: Eukaryota; Choanoflagellata; Craspedida; Salpingoecidae. Gene Ontology annotation, cellular component: Ski complex.